CACAAUCCUUUGUCUUUGUCUCACUUUCAAUUCUCUGGGUCUUUCUCUCUUUUUCUCAAGAAGUACAUACAAACUGGAUUUUCCAAAUUCUUACCACAUUACCAAAAUUUCCCCCAAUAUCAUCAAAAGCCUUAACCUUUUUGAGUUCUCGAACAAUACCCAGUUCACAAAUUUGCCAAAUUGUUUCACCUUUCUUCUGAAUUAUUCGAAUCCAUUACUUAAUAUUGGUUAGUUACUAUUCCUAAUUUGAUAAACGUUGUUGAUGCUGAAGAAUAUGACAUCUCCAUCAGAGAUGAGGGUUUUAUAUGACAAUCAGGAUUGGAGUUCUUGAUUUUGGGUACGCUGCUCGCAACAACACAUCUCAUUAUGGAUUCUGAAUCUGAGGUGUUGUUAUCCUAUUUUUCAUGUUGUGAAUUGACUUCUUGAGUGUGCUUGUGGGGAAAGUGAGUGAGAAUUUUUUAGCACUGUCGAUGGAGGAUUCCUUGGGUGCUCCUGAUAAUAAUAGAAAGGGGCUCAAGCGUAUUGUGGUUUGUGGAAAAACUGUACCCUUUAAAUGUUUGGUUGCGUCCAUCCCAAAGAAUUCAAUGAAAGCUUUGCAACGUAUCGUUAAUGUGGAAAAAAAUAUAUUGGGCAAGGCCACUUUCACUGAAGCUGGACUUUUCCUCCUGAAAGUUGCAGUUCUGGAGGCAGUGAGGAGGUUUUCUCAGGCUCACUGUCCGUUCUUAUGGCGCAGUCUUCAGGCUUUGCAAUUUCUUUGUUUACCUCCACUUAAAUGGAUUCAGAAGUGGGGAUUAUUUAGGGGUUUGGUUAAGUCCAUGCAGGCUUUAUCGAGACCACUUUUACUUCUCUCAGUUGCGACACCCUUCUCUAAUCAAUCAGACAAUGUUGAAGAAGAUCCAGGAAAUUCAGAAUCUUCAGAUGCUUUUCAGCCAAGGACUGAUCCACAAGCUGAUUCCUUGACCAAUGUAGCAUCAGAUUCAAGCGGAGUAAUUGAAAUUCAAGCCCCGGAGAAAUGGAUGUUGCAACUUUUUGCUGAGCUAGAAAAGGAGGGAAUUGUUCUGCCAGAGAGGAUUACUGAGGAUGACCUUUGUAGAUUAUAUCAUGUUGCGAAAGGUAAUUUCUCAAGAUUCUUAUCUUCGGUCAAAAGAACAAUCAACUGGAGGCAAAAUUAUAGGUUUAUGUCGGUGCAAGAGCUUGAAGAAUGGUCGGAGAUGGUGUUUUGGCAUGGAUAUGAUAUUAAGAGACACCCUUGCUUAAUUGUUCGUGUUCAAGCUGCAUGCUCUUUUAUGAUGUCCGGGGAAAGAUAUCGCUUGCCUGAAGUACUUGUUUCUCAGAUAGAGUAUGGGAUUCUCCACCUAGUUCAUGCAGAAGAUCCUGUACUCACAGUACUGAUGGACUGUGACGGAUUAAGUCCAUUUGGUUUCCCUAUACACAUGAUGAGAUCCUGUGCUAUGCUUUUGCAAGACCAUUAUCCAAAUCGGCUUGCUGCUUUAUUUGUUGUACGACUGCCUCCCAUCGCUCGUGUGAUUGCACAAACACUUUUUCAGGUGUUGAGACCAGGAACAAGGCGGAAACUUCGAAUUUUGGGGGAGGACUACCAAAAGGUUUUGUCAGAGUAUCUUCAGGCGCUUCCUUCAUUCCUGGGCGGUGACUGCUCAUGCCCAAGAUGCUCAGACUCUAUUGGUAAAGAGAGUAAUGCUGUUGGACCGGUUAUAGAAUAUGAGGCUGAGAAUGUUUCAUCCCAUCCUGCUUACCGUGCUGAUGACUUUGAAUCUAUUAAAUGUGAUAAGGUAUUGAAAAGCAUCAUUAUCGGCCUUCUCCUUCUUCUGCUAUACAUUGUGUUGACUGUUCGGUUUCAUAGCCUGGAAGGCAUAAAUCUGUACAAAAGAGUUGGUUGGUAGCCGGUAAAACCUUCACCUGUUUUUGACGCCUUCGUGAUGAACAGACGUUAUAACUUUCGUGUAUAGAAAUUAUAUACAGUGGAAGAAGUCAGAAAUAAAAAUGUUCCAGAUUGGAUGGUAAUGGUUGCUUCCAUAAUAAAGUCAUGCAGGUUUCAGGCCACACUUAUGUUUAAUUUUUUGGCUUCUUUUGAAAUAGUUCACUUGUUUCAGUAUUGUUGUGAAUAUGCGAAUUUCAAUCUAGUUUCCAAAGGAUAGUAUAUGCCUUCCGCAAUGAUGAAUAUUCUCAGCUGCUGCAUUAUGUAUUUAUGUGUCUAAUAAAUUGUAGGUAGAUUUAAUGGGAUUUUUCCCAAUUUUGAAUUUUU
This is a messenger RNA of Chenopodium quinoa (quinoa), 2263 nucleotides long. RefSeq lists its product as uncharacterized. The transcript has 7 exons. Lineage: Eukaryota; Viridiplantae; Streptophyta; Magnoliopsida; Caryophyllales; Amaranthaceae. The record is from RefSeq and is a predicted model, not a curated record. The coding region runs from base 471 to 1901 and encodes 476 amino acids.